Molecule: messenger RNA, 2333 nt
Organism: Odobenus rosmarus divergens (Pacific walrus)
Lineage: Eukaryota; Metazoa; Chordata; Mammalia; Carnivora; Odobenidae
Gene: CSRNP1
Product: cysteine-serine-rich nuclear protein 1
Exons: 4
Coding region: 35-1798 (587 amino acids)
Biological process (GO): regulation of transcription by RNA polymerase II
Cellular component (GO): nucleus
Molecular function (GO): sequence-specific DNA binding; DNA-binding transcription factor activity, RNA polymerase II-specific
Source: RefSeq, a predicted model, not a curated record
UGUGAGCAGACCCCAGAGUGCCCCCUGCCCCGCCAUGACUGGGCCACUGAAGAGGAAGUUUGACCAGCUGGAUGAGGACUCCUCCUCGCUCUGCUCCUCCUCCUCCUCCUCAUCCUCCUCGGGCCGUCCUUCUCGGUCCUGCUCUCCAAGCUCUUCAGCCUCCCCGGCCCGGGACUCCGAUGAGGAGGGCCCCUGGGAUCAGUUGCCCUUGCCUGACAGGGACUUCUCCGGCCCCCGGAGUUUCACCCCCCUGUCCAUCCUGAAGCGGGCUCCCCGGAAGCGGCCAGGCCGCGUCGCCUUCGAUGGCAUCACCGUCUUCUACUUUCCACGGUGCCAGGGCUUCACCAGCGUGCCCAGCCGUGGUGGCUGCACUCUGGGUAUGGCCCCUCGCCACAGCGCCUGCCGCCGCUUCUCCCUGGCUGAGUUCACCCAGGAGCAAGCCCGGGCACGGCGUGAGAAGCUGCGCCUACGCUUGAAGGAGGAGAAGCUGGAGGCGCUACGGUGGAAGGUAGGGAGACCCCUUGCAGAGACCGGGGUACCACUCACAGUGGACACCAUUGAUGACGCCUCCGUGGAAGAGGACUUGGCUGUGGCCGUGGCCGGCGGCCAGUUGGAGGAGAUGACCUUCCUACAGCCCUACCCGGCCCGGCGACGGCGGGCUCUGCUGCGGGCUGCCGGCGUGCGGAGGAUCGAUCGUGAGGAGAAGCGGGAGCUGCAGGCUCUGCGCCAGUCCCGGGAGGACUGUGGCUGUCGCUGUGAUCGGGUCUGUGACCCCGAGACCUGCAGCUGCAGUCUGGCGGGCAUCAAGUGCCAGAUGGACCACACCGCGUUCCCCUGCGGCUGCUGCAGGGAGGGCUGCGAGAACCCCAAGGGCCGCGUGGAAUUUAAUCAGGCCCGCGUGCAGACCCAUUUCCUCCACACGCUCACCCGCCUGCAGCUGGAGCAGGGGGCUGAGAGCCUGGGGGAGCUGGAGGCCUCGGGCCAGGGCGGCCCAGCCAGCCCCGGUGAGCAGGUCCUGGCCCCCGCUUUCCCACUGGCCAAGCCCCCCGGGAGCAGUGAGCUGGGAGACAACAGCUGUAGCAGUGACAUGACUGACUCCUCCACAGCUUCGGGCACGAGCGAGGCCCCGGGCAGCACCGCCCACCCAGCCCUGCCUGGUCCUGGCUUCCAGCCCGACGUGGACGACGACAGCCUGGCCCGGGUCCUGAGUCUCAGUGACUCGGACCUGGGCGGGGAGGAGGAGGAGGAGGAGGAGGACGGGGGGGUGGGGAACCUCGACAACCUCAGCUGCUUCCACCCAGCUGACAUCUUUGGGACUGGUGACCCUGGUGGCCUGGCCAGCUGGACCCAUGGCCAUUCCAGCUCUAGCCUCGCGUCGGGCAUCCUGGACGAAAACGCCAACCUGGAUGCCAGCUUCUUCCUCAACAGUGGCCUUGAAGGGCUGGGAGAAGGCAGCCUCCCCGGCACCUCGGUGCCGCCUAGCUCGGAUGCUGGCCAGAGCAACUCUGUGGACCUCAGCUUGUCUUCCUGCGACUCCUUCGAGCUGCUCCAGGCCCUGCCGGACUAUAGCCUCGGGCCUCACUACACCUCCCGGACGGCGUCAGACGGCCUGGACAACCUCGAGGCCCCCUCCUUCCCCUGGCCUGCCUUUUCUCCCCCGGGGGACGCUGGCGCUUGCUUCCUGGAGCCUGUCAUGGGCCUGCCGGACCCCGCUGCUGAGGCCCUGGUCCCCUUCAUAGACAGCCAGUUGUUUGAGGACACUGCCCCAGCGCCCCUGGUGGAGCCGGUGCCGGUGUGAUGACUAGGGUACCUUUUCGCGGCCCUGAGAGCCCUGUUGCUGCUUUGUUGUAAUUUGGGGGCUCCCUGAGGUCUGUAUGUUAAGGGUUUCCCGUUGGCUGGCUCAUCCAUGCGGGCACUCCUGAUUUUUGUGCAACACUCUGGAUUUGAUUUAUUUAUUUUUGUAACUUUCUGUGCUGAAGAGAGGGGGGGGACGGGGCUUUCCCUUUUGGCCCCCCGGCCCCCCCGCACCCCAUCCCCCAAAGCUCACACAGUCUCUCCUUCCACUUCCAUGGUGUGUGCCCAGAACAGGCGGAAAUAGGGCUCCCCUGGAGCUUUGCAGACCCCUUUUCGGUCUCAUAUGAUGUUCCUCAGCCCGAACAAGACGGGGCUGAAAUCAGCCACUUCUAAUGGCUUCUCCUGCCACCCUGAGCCCCAGACCCAUGGGUGGCUGUGUUUUCUGGACUGUGAAGACUAUAAUUUAUUUCCAUAAUUUAUUCAGAGACUAGGAGGCAUAGGCUUCUCCCCGCUGGCUGGUGGGCAGUGCUGGGGUUGGG